Molecule: messenger RNA, 1551 nt
Organism: Macroventuria anomochaeta
Lineage: Eukaryota; Fungi; Ascomycota; Dothideomycetes; Pleosporales; Didymellaceae
Product: glycoside hydrolase family 47 protein
Exons: 2
Coding region: 1-1551 (516 amino acids)
Biological process (GO): N-glycan processing; carbohydrate metabolic process
Cellular component (GO): endoplasmic reticulum; Golgi membrane
Molecular function (GO): calcium ion binding; mannosyl-oligosaccharide 1,2-alpha-mannosidase activity
Source: RefSeq, a predicted model, not a curated record
AUGGUUCGUCCCAGCGCUUGGGCGCUCAGUGCUGUUCUCCUUCCUGUUGUCUCCGCUCUCCCCGCAAAUGCACCAUGGAAGCAAGGACAUGAUGCUCAGGGAAAACGACAGUACUAUUCACCGCCAGUGGAUAGGGCACAAGCUGUCAUUGAUACAUUCAAGUUGAGCUGGGAAGGAUACUACAAACAUGCGUUUCCCAAUGAUGAACUCCACCCAGUCACAAACACCUUUGGCAACUCGCGCAAUGGGUGGGGCGCCUCAGCCGCCGACGCGCUCAGCACAGCGCUCAUCAUGGGCGAGAGAGAAAUCGUAAACCAAAUCAUAUCCUACAUCCCCACCAUCGACUGGUCCGUCACAUCCACCUCCGUCUCGCUCUUCGAGACCACAAUCCGGUACCUAGGCGGCAUGCUCUCCGGCUACGAUUUCCUCUCCGGACCGCUGGCGCACCUGGCAGACAACCCAGCGCACGUCGACGCGCUGCUGGAGCAGUCGGUCAACCUGGCCAAUAACUUGAGUUAUGCGUUCCAGACACCGUCGGGCGUACCGUAUAAUCUCCUGAAUCUGUCGACGCGGGACUGGAUCCGCGAACCCAACGGCCUCGCCACAGUCGGCACCCUAAUCCUCGAAUGGACACGCCUGUCCGACCUGACGGGAAACAGCAGCUACGCCUCCCUCGUCGACAAAGCAGAGUCCUGCCUGCUCUCCCCGUCUCCAGCCUCGUCUGAGCCGUUCCCCGGACUCCUGGGCACGGACAUCGAUCCCACGACGGGCGCGUUUCUGGAUGCGAGGGGCGGCUGGAUCGGCGGCACGGAUAGCUUCUACGAGUACUUGAUCAAGAUGUGGGUCUACGACCCGAGCCGGUACGAGGUUUUGCGUGAGAGAUGGGAGAAGGCUGCGGAUAGCACGAUAACGUAUCUUGCGAGCAGGCCGCUGACGUGUCCGGACCUCACGUUUGUGACGACGUAUAAUGGCACGGAGCUGCAACUCACGUCCGAACACCUCGCGUGUUUCGACGGCGGGAAUUUCAUCCUCGGGGGCCAAGUCCUCGGCUCCUCCAAAUACCUUCAAUUCGGCCUGUCGCUCGUCGACGGGUGCCAUGCUACCUACGCGUCGACCGCGACGCACAUCGGUCCCGAAGUAUUCGGCUGGGACCCGUCCCUCAUCCCUGCAGGCCAAGAGGCGUUUUUCGCUCAAAACGGCUUUUACAUUCUGCGCCCCGGGUACCAGCUCCGGCCCGAAGUCAUCGAGAGUUACUACUACGCGUACCGCGCAACAGGAGACACGAAAUACCAGGACUGGGCGUGGGAUGCGUUUGUUGCUGUUAAUGCGACGACGCGGGUCGGGAGUGGGUAUAGCACGAUCCGAGAUGUGAAUGUCGCAGGCGGUGGUGGGUUCGAAGAUAUGAUGGAGAGUUUUUGGUUUGCGGAGGUGCUGAAGUAUAGCUAUCUCAUCCAGGUGGACGAUGAUGCGCCCUGGCAGGUCAGCAAAGCGGGGAACAAUAAGUGGGUUUGGAAUACGGAGGCGCAUCCGGUGAGGGUUUAUGGGCAGUGA